CGAAUUAUGAACAGAAACAAGGAAGAACUAAAGCAAAUCUCAUCUCAGAAGCCUUUCAUUCUGGUAUCGUCACACGUAAAUAUGGACAAUAGUAAAAUUUCAUCAGACGAUUCGAUGACUUCACAUGAUACACCUCCAUUUUUAUCUCACAUGUAUAUUGAUCAAAAGAUUCAUUCAUUCAAUAGUAAAUUUAAUUAUUUAAAACCAUAUUUAUCAAAAGGUUCCAGAGGAUCUUUACCUUAUACACUUAAUAUACCUGAGUCUAUACCAGAGGUUUCUGUUUCACCACGUCGUCAUUCCGUAUCAUUCAAUCUAGUUGAUAGUCAUUCACAAAAUUCUUCGCAUCAUCAACGUUCAAGUUCAUCAUUACUGGACGAUAUCAUAAUUGAACCCAUUGAAUUUGAGAGAUGUUUAUCUCCUUUAAGGGCAUGUGAUCUAGCUGCACCAUGUAGUAAUACAUUCGAAGAAGUUCUAAAAACACUUAAACAAGACAACCGCGGUGAUCGUUAUAGCAAUGAUGAAUUUAUUGGUUAAGAAGGCAUUGAUAUUUCACCGCGACACCUGAUUUAUAUCU
This is a messenger RNA of Schistosoma guineensis, 574 nucleotides long. The record is from the annotation of a GenBank genome assembly. NCBI's taxonomy places the organism in Eukaryota, Metazoa, Platyhelminthes, Trematoda, Strigeidida, Schistosomatidae.